Messenger RNA from Aspergillus pseudotamarii, 1301 nucleotides. RefSeq lists its product as uncharacterized. The transcript has a single exon. The coding region runs from base 661 to 972 and encodes 103 amino acids. The record is from RefSeq and is a predicted model, not a curated record. NCBI's taxonomy places the organism in Eukaryota, Fungi, Ascomycota, Eurotiomycetes, Eurotiales, Aspergillaceae.
UCAUUCACGGGAUUGUCAAGGGACAUCGAAUUGCAUACGAACAGGCCCUCUUUUAGUCCUGCUCCUAAAAAUACGACGAUCAACCAGCUAAACGGUAAGCACUUACAGGUCCCGGAACGGUCUGCUGUCGCGAGCCGCACUCAAAUCAAUCUAGCUAAGUAUAUGUAUGUGUUUUGGAGCUCCGUUGCGCCAGCUUUUCUUCUCGUGAGAAGAGUCCUUCAAAUGGCGCGGUAACGAUUCAGCGGCGACCUCCAAAAUCGAUAAAUGUCCGAAUACGUUAGAUUGGGGUUGACGACCGAUCAACAUCCACAAGCCCUGCAAGUGUCUGUUGAGACAGGCCUGAUGUCUCUGCUAGAGGACACCAAAUUAUACGCUAUCGAAGCGAUUGUUGGGGGUGAAGCUAUAGCUCAAACGAACCACAGCUGUUCCGUUUUUCCUUUUUUUUUUUGAAUUUAGUUUAUUUUCCUGUACUUCGAGCUUAGCUCCAAGGAGGCAAAUAAAAAAAAACCCCCAAAAGAAGGUUGUGAAGAAGCCUGCUCACAGCGUCCGAUUCAAGCGGCGCAUUAAUAUGAAACGCAAAGAAAAGGGGGAAAGAAAUUGAGAUUGAAGAGAAAUAGUGGAAAGGACGAAGCGAAAUGAGAGAAUGUUAGACGACUGAUAAUGAUCGGCCUGAGAACGGAUAUUAGAAGGACAAUGCUUUUCCUCUAUCCGAUCUGCCAAUAUCCGCGGACCACUUUUGCUUCGCUCUGCGAGCACACGCGAAUUCAGGUCCAGGUUGCCUGUGUGGUAACUGUUCAGCUCGUCGGAACGCCAGAGCUCACCGAUGUUGGAGCUCUUAUUCUUUGUUUGUUUCUUUUCUUUUCUUUUUUCCCCUCGUGGACGGGGACCUUUUUUUCACUACGGCGGAGAAGCGAUUCAGGGGCAACGCAAAAGCAAAGCUGCAGGCUUUCCAGAAUUCCCCCACUGCUCUAAGUGCCUUUUAGGUUAGGUUGGGCGCCGAACAAUGCUUCUGAGUGGAUGAAGUGCUUGCCGUUUUUGCUCUUGUCGUCGGGGGACACUAGCCGGUUUUGCGAUUACAGUAAAGUUACUCAGAAGUACCCUCCGGACUCAACUCUAGAAGAGCUCUGCGAUUGAAAAAGGGGGGUGUUGUACAUGGAUCCAGGAUCAUAGCUAUACUUGAGAAUCCUGGAGGCAAACAUUUUUCGAGCGAACCAGGCCAUUGAUGCCAUAGGCGAUCCUCAUUCAACUUACCUCAUCCGUGGGAUUUCUCGUGGUAUACUUACCGAGUAUCUGAAAGUAAA